AUGACAGACAUUCUAGAACGUUUAGCUAACCAACCAGGUCCUGUAACUGUAAACCAAACUGUUAACCCUGAAGGUGGGGAGGAUAGAGCUCUAGAGAGCUUCCAGAGGUUUUCCCCAUCUAAGUUCUCUGGAGGGUCUAAUCUGGAAAUGGUUGAGGGAUGGUUAGAAAGAAUUACUGAUAUUUUUGCUGCUCUAAAUUAUAUGGAGGAAAGGCAAGUGGCCUUUGCCGUGUUUCAGUUUGAGAGAGCUGCCCGAUCAUGGUGGAACAUGAUAAGGGUUAAGUGGGAUAGAGAACAGACUCCUAGAACUUGGGUGAACUUUACUCUGGAGUUUAAUGCUAAAUUCCUCCCUCCGCUAAUCCAAGAGAAAAGGGAAAAUGAUUUUAUCAAGUGUAAACAAGGAUUGUUAAGUAUCGCGGAAUACGAGACACUAUUCAUCAAGUUGUCAAAGUUCACCCCUGAGUUGGUGGCAACCGAACAGAGGAGGAUAAGGAGGUUUAUUCAAGGUUUAAAUGUGGAAAUACAAGAAGGUCUAGCAGCGAUCCAAAUCACCAGUUUUAGUGAUACAAUUGAGAGGGCUCAGAGAAUUGAAAGUGCAAAGACUCAAGUGAGAGCUUUUAAUGCAAGAAAAAGGAAUGCUCCUAGUGGUAGCCUUGGUCCAGUGGACACGAAUGCUCCACCUCCCAAGUUUGGGAGAGGAGUGAACACCUCGGGAGCACCAAGAGAAACGAUGACGAGAGGAGCUACGUCGAGAGGGGCCUUUUCUAGAGGGACAUCAAGUGGAAGGGGACAGUCAAGGAAUGUUCCACAAGGAAGCCAAGCAUCAACUCCUAGUAUGAUUGUAACUAUUGUGGGAAGACUAAUCACACGGAGGAUAGGUGUUAGAAAAAAGAGGGGAAAUGCUUGA
Messenger RNA from Coffea arabica (coffee), 906 nucleotides. The record is from RefSeq and is a predicted model, not a curated record. NCBI's taxonomy places the organism in Eukaryota, Viridiplantae, Streptophyta, Magnoliopsida, Gentianales, Rubiaceae.